Messenger RNA from Carassius auratus (goldfish), 2004 nucleotides. It is a transcript of the gene yipf5, whose product is annotated as Yip1 domain family, member 5. Lineage: Eukaryota; Metazoa; Chordata; Actinopteri; Cypriniformes; Cyprinidae. Gene Ontology annotation, cellular component: membrane; trans-Golgi network. The transcript has 6 exons. The record is from RefSeq and is a predicted model, not a curated record. Gene Ontology annotation, biological process: endoplasmic reticulum to Golgi vesicle-mediated transport; regulation of ER to Golgi vesicle-mediated transport; vesicle fusion with Golgi apparatus. The coding region runs from base 130 to 906 and encodes 258 amino acids.
CCUCAGUUUUCUGCAGCCUAAACUAGCGGAGUGACGUCAUCCUCCCCAUGACCCGGAAGUUCUGCUGCUGUUUCUUGACACGUAGCUAGCGGCGUUGGCGGAGUCCUGGGCGAUUAACGGCUGCUUGCAAUGUCAGGGUUUGACAACUUCAACACAGACUUUUAUCAGUCUAGUUACAGUGUGGAUGAUCAGAACCAAGGAGGACAUGGCUACAGCAACACAGAUGACCCGUACAGCAAACCGUAUGGACAGUACGACUACUCGCAGCCAAUGGGCUACUCAGCGGCUCCGGGAAUGAUACCCCCCCAGCAGCCGUACACAGGGCAGAUCUUCCAGCCCACGCCAGCCUUUACGCCAGCCUCCACCCAGUCCAUGUACAGUAGCAGCUUUGAGGAUGAGCCCCCGUUGCUGGAGGAGCUGGGGAUCAAUUUUGACCACAUCUGGCAGAAGACUCUGACUGUGCUGCACCCGCUGAAGGCAGCAGAUGGCAGUAUAAUGAACGAAACAGACCUGGCUGGGCCCAUGGUUUUCUGUCUGGCCUUUGGGGCAACGUUACUCUUGACAGGGAAGAUCCAGUUCGGUUACGUGUAUGGUAUCAGUGCCAUCGGGUGCCUCGGCAUGUACUGCCUGCUCAACCUCAUGAGCAUGACGGGGGUCUCGUUCGGCUGUGUGGCUAGUGUCCUCGGUUACUGCCUGCUGCCCAUGAUCAUCCUGUCCAGUUUCGGGGUCCUCUUUUCCUUGCAGGGCAUGUUGGGUAUCAUUUUAACAGCUGCCAUCAUUGGUUGGUGCAGUUUUUCGGCAUCUAAGAUCUUCAUCUCUGCUCUGGCCAUGGAGGGGCAGCAGCUGCUGGUGGCGUACCCCUGCGCCCUGCUGUACGGAGUCUUCGCCCUCAUCUCUGUUUUUUGAACUCUCAACCUCUUUUAAUGGACAAAAUGACACAACAAUACACAACACGCACUCGUGUCCUUUUAUUUGAGAACUGCUUUUGUGACCGCCACCACACCACACUCCCUCUUGCUGAGUGUUUCCAGUGUUUAUCAUGUUCUGAGAGAAUGUGCCAUUAAUUUAUCCUGCUUUUUCUAUUUUUACCUGCCCACCUACUCUGAGAAAUGCUUUUGCUUACAUAAUGCAGGUUAAAACUCGUUCUUGUUGUUUAAUGCGUUCACCGCAUUCUAUUGUUCUUUUCCGAAAUAGUAUUCUCUAGCAGAGCCAGAAAAUGAAGUGUGUUUAUUGAAGAGAAGAAUGUGUAAUCAUUGCAAAAAGUACACCUCUCCUACACAACAUCUUUAAAGCUUUUGUGUUCCAAGCAUCUCACUCCAGAACGUUCUUUGCAAAGUUCGCUAGAAAGAGUUUUUCUGUACAUUCCUGAAUUGCUGUUGAUUUGUUCGGGCUGUAUUCAUUCAUACACUUGGGGUCAGUAAGAGUGCCUACAUGUUCACACUAUUCCCAUCAUGUACUAGGCGAAUUAAAUGAAAUUAUACAAAACUCACACUUUUGUGCAUCUUUUGCAAGCCGCUUUAGAGUAUUUUAGACAAAACGAAAAAUGCUUUCAUUUAUUCACUCACUCUCAUUUAGUUUCAAACCUGUAUAACCUCUAACGUUAAUGAAAAAGCAAUUAAAAGUUAUACGUCAUGAUGACUGAAUUUUUUUUUUUUUUUUCAUUUCUGAUAUUUUAGGUUUCACACAUGUAUCCUGAAAUGCAUGAGGCAGAGCCAAUCUUUAUUUAAAACCGUUCUAAAAACAGUCAAAUUUCCAGAAUAAAUCUUUCUGUCCUGUGUGGACUGUAUGUAUGGGCUUUUUGUUCAUUUAAGGAGCCAUGACUGUCCUCUCAGAUAGAUGGGCAUAUUUAUAUACAAUGUAACUGUUUUGUAUAUCCAGAAGAGUGCAAAGUUUAUAUCAAUGCUGUCUUGUGGAAAAUCUGUGACCAACUGGUCGGGUGUUACACUUGUGCUGUUUCACAGACUGUUUGAAUUCAAUAAAAAUGCAAGUUUUGUUUCAAAAUUA